CGCAACCACGGCAAGGUGGGCAGGCAGACAUGCACCCGUGGGCAACGGAAGUGGCAAAAGCCUUCAGCGACACCGGACUGUAGCUUUUGCGUGGUGGAGUUACGUUAUUGUUGAUGUUACACUUGCCCUCUGCAUCCAGGCCGGGAGGAAAAAAAGGGAAGAUCUUUGUAUCCGAUGCAGCGUCAGUUUAAGCAGAGGGGCAUCGAUCCAGGAACAGUUUUAAGGCCGGCGUUGGUGCAUGCAGGUGUGCGACACAAGCAAGUGGUGUAACCUUGUGGGCGCAGCUAAGUCAGCGAGCUGGCUCCGUCGCCGUCGCCAUCACCGGAGAUUAAAAAGAGCUUUGAGGGUUGAGGAGUAGCAGGAGGAGGAGGAGGAGGAGGGCCUAGCUAUAUAUACGCCCUCCACCCACACGCUCCGGCUGCAGUUGCGAGGCACUUAUCACGGCCCCUUUGUUUUUGCUGCAAUCAAACCCCGCCUCGCGACUGCCUAUCAACGAUCGAGAGACAUCAGCAGCUUGGCUGGCCUGAGCUACCUCGAUCGGUCGCCGUGGUCGAUCUCUCCCGGCGACGGCUGCGGCGGUGGACACACACAUAUAUAUAUACACACACACAGAUGGGGAGGCAGCCGUGCUGCGACAAGCUGGGGGUGAAGCGGGGGCCGUGGACGGCGGAGGAGGACAAGAAGCUGAUGAGCUUCAUCCUGACCAACGGCCAUUGCUGCUGGCGCGCCGUGCCGAAGCUCGCCGGGCUGCUGCGCUGCGGCAAGAGCUGCCGGCUCCGGUGGACCAACUACCUCCGCCCCGACCUCAAGCGCGGCCUCCUCACCGACGCCGAGGAACAGCUCGUCAUCGACCUCCACGCCAAGCUCGGCAACAGAUGGUCCAAGAUUGCUGCCAAGCUACCUGGCAGGACGGACAACGAGAUCAAGAACCACUGGAAUACACACAUCAAGAAGAAGCUCAUCAAGAUGGGAAUCGAUCCGGUGACGCAUGAGCCCCUCGACCUGAAGCAGGCGAGCCCGACCACCACCUCGCAGUCCACUGUCACGGAGUCCGGCGAGGCAACCAGGCAGCAAAGCCCUCAGCUUGACGACGUCGUCCUCAGGGACAUGUCUGCCGGUGGCGACAGCCCACCGGAGUCGAGCACGAACACUGCCAGCACGGCCGGUGGGAGUAGCAGCAGCAGCAGCAGCCAUUACCAGGACCCUCUGGUGAAGUGGCUGCUGGAAGAGGACCUGCCCACCGGCGACGAGCCAUGGCUCAACUUCACGGCCGGCAACGACGUCGACGAGUUCAGUAGCAUCGCCCCCGCCGCGCCGUCGCUGCCGUGGGACGUCGGCGUGACGGACUGGCUGCUCGACUACCAAGAUUUUGGGAUGGGGGACUCGAGCUUGAUGGUCGAUGCCUCCCUGGUCAGCAGCUCAAAUGGAUCAAACUUCUAGCUAGAAGAUGUCAGCAACUUAAUUAAUUGUGUUGCUAUCAGUGUAGAUAAGUGGAGUAUAAUUAAUAAAAGCAUCAAGAUUGCGAAAGCAGCUAGGCAUGGCCGGCCAAGAUCGGAGGAUGGUCACAAGUCAAGGCCUUGCUCUUCAGAAAACAAAUCAAUGGUUGGGAUUGAUGCAUUUGAGAGAGGGUAUAUGUGUAGAUGGUACAUGUUGUUGUGUAUUUUUCCCUUGAGGUUGAAUGAGGGGUUUGUGACAUUAACUAGAAGUGUUACUUCUCAAAUGGAGAUACUUAGUUUUUCUUUUUUUUUGGGAGGGGGGAGAGGUAGGACUCUUUGUUGGUGUAACUAUGCACAUGUUUCCAAUAAAAAAAUGUGGGUGGGUAAUGUACAAUAUUAGUUCACUAGUUUGUAUUAUACAGCACUACGUGUGUUGCUUU
Messenger RNA from Oryza brachyantha (malo sina), 1876 nucleotides. RefSeq names its product MYB-like transcription factor ODO1. The record is from RefSeq and is a predicted model, not a curated record. The coding region runs from base 613 to 1440 and encodes 275 amino acids. The transcript is spliced from 4 exons. NCBI's taxonomy places the organism in Eukaryota, Viridiplantae, Streptophyta, Magnoliopsida, Poales, Poaceae.